Messenger RNA from Chlamydomonas reinhardtii, 5791 nucleotides. RefSeq lists its product as uncharacterized. Gene Ontology annotation, biological process: protein phosphorylation. The coding region runs from base 548 to 4240 and encodes 1230 amino acids. Gene Ontology annotation, molecular function: protein kinase activity; ATP binding. The record is from RefSeq and is a predicted model, not a curated record. The transcript has 14 exons. NCBI's taxonomy places the organism in Eukaryota, Viridiplantae, Chlorophyta, Chlorophyceae, Chlamydomonadales, Chlamydomonadaceae.
UUGUGACGGGGCGCAGUUCCGGUGCUGCAGCGUUGACUCGUUUGUUUCCGCUUUCCAGCAUGAGACGGUCUACACAAGUUCUAUAGAGCUCAGCAAGAUAUUUGCCAUCCAGGUAGAGAUUCUGGCCGCCCGCGGAAAGUCACACUGCAGAGACAAAGCAUCAGCAGACAAGCGGGGCGGCUGUGGCAGCAACAUGCGCGGCAUCAUAGCAGCAUACACAAGCGCUACGCUGCUGGCGCUGCUUUUGGUUACAUGGCUCACACACUCCUCGGCGACUACCUGCGCGCCCUCGCUCGGCUCCGGUACCCCGACGCGCCUCUCGACGCUCAGUGCCGCGGCUGUGGCCGGGGGUUCGCUUCAGCUGACAACCGAUGCUGUUUGGGACUUUGAGGGGAGACCUGGCGUGCUGACCGGGACACCAGGCACCGCCGUGAACCUGUCCUGCCUCACAGCCCUCAACGCCACCGUGGCGGCCCCCUCGGCGGCGGCGGGGAGUGUGUUCCUGCAGCCCACGGCGCUGGACUUGUCUGCGGCGUCGGGCCUCAGCAUGGCCGGCGUCAGCCUCAGCACCGACUGCGCCACAGUGCUGGCAUACCAGCAGUACCUGUGCACGUCGCUGCGCGCAGCAGGCAGCCUGACGAUUGAGCCAGGCGUGGUUCGUUUCGGCCGCUGGCGUGACGGCUUCACGUCUCUGGACAACGUGAACCUCACCUGCGCCACGUCGGCGGGCGCGGCGGCAGUGGCUGUGCCUUGCCGUCUGGUGUCUGUGCAGACGGCUGCUGAGCUGCUGGAGGCGUUCACGGUGUACGCGGCUGCUGCCGCAGCGGCAGGAGCCAACCUCACAGUGAUUGUGGCUGCAAAUCUGUCAGUAAGCAACAGGACCAUUUUAGUGCCUGUGACCACCAAUGUAACCAUCGCGGGCUCGGCGCUGCUGACACGGCCAGUGCUGGACCUGGGCUUGCUAACUGACGCCUGGUCGCUUGGGCCGGCGGUGGCUGUGGUGCUGGCAAACCUCACGCUGGCAAAUCUGUCUCCCGCCUACUAUAGCCCGGGCUAUGUGUUCUCUCAGUUCGGCAUCCUGUCGGAGCGCGUGUGGGCGUUCCAAAGGUUCGGCCGGCAGUUGCACAUGAACGAUGUCACCUUGGUGGUUGCACCGGAUGAACUCUCCUACUCGCGCUACUGGCUCACAUGGCUUGUGUCGCCAGACCCGGAGGCGAACGCCAAGGCGAGCUGGUUGAAGGUCUUUGACAUCAGUAUUGCGGCCGUCAACUCCACAGGCAUAUACUAUGACAGCUUUACCACGUUCACGGCAACCUACGACCACGUUCGACUCACGUCCACGCUAGGAAACGACUACCCAUUGAUGACACCCGCGCCAUCGGUGCUGCAGCAGCUAUUGACGGACCGCACGCCCCUCACCGCCGUGAACCCGGUCAUGAACACAAGUGAUUUGCUGCUCGCAAUGGUGCCCAACAACAGCGUGCCGGACGACGCGGGGCGGCGCUGGAUAUUCUUCAUAAACAACAUGUCCCUGGCAGAUGGCGGCGUGUGGCCGCACACCGGGGUUGCCAUAUCAGGAAGCAACGUGAUGGGAGUGGGACCUUUAGUGAAAGCCGUGACGAUCGGGUUGGGUGGCCGGGCUGGGUUGCUUGUGGUUCCCAGCGAUGCCAUGCUCACACUGCGUGGGGUGGUGCUCAGCGAGCUCGCGCCUCGCUCCAAUGCCACCGCUUGGGACAGCGCAGACCCGCUGGCAGUGCUGUCCAGCCCGCUGUGGGGCGUGUCGCUGGCCGCGGGCGCCAGCAAGACACGGCUGGAGAACUGCACGCUGGUGGUCAGCGCGGAGGAGCUGCGGCUGCUGCAGCAGGCGUUGGGGGGCAGCAGCGGGGCAGCACAAGCCGGGCGGGCCUUUACCCCAGGCCUGGUGGCCGCUGUGCAGGGCUUCUUUUCUGCUGUGGAGCUGCAGCAGGCAGCAAGCUCCUCUUUGGAAGCGUCGCUGCAGCAGCAGCUGGUGCUUGCCUCAGCUUCGACCGACCGGUACACGCUGCUCAACGUGACACUGCGGCCUGCCACGCCGGCUGAUGGCGCGGGUGCGGCCGCUAACCUCACGGCCGUCAGCGGCGUGUACGCGGAGGAAACGACGGGGAGCGGCAGCUCCAGCGGCCUGGCGGGCUGGGAGGUGGGCGUCAUAGUGGGGUGCGUGGUGGGAGGCGUGCUGCUGCUGGCGGCUGUGGCGGCGUUCGUCUUUGUGUGGCGCAGCAGGCGGGCGGGCGGCAGUGACACUCCUGCGGGUCCGCAAGGCGCAUACGAGAAGUAUCUUCGCGGCAGCGGUGGCGCAGGCGAUCGGCCACCUGGAGCAGCGGCGGACCAGGAGUCCAGGAGUCCAGGAGGCCAGGAGCAGCUCACCAACUCGUCUCACGUGCUGCGGCCUGGGGCGCGCGACAGCGACUUGGAAGCAGCCAUGGCAUCUGCUGGCGCGAAGGCGGGCGUCAAGGGCAGCGGUGCCGAUACCGCCUCUGGUGUCGGCCUGACGGGUCGCAGCUCUGCAUUCAACACCGGCAUCACCACCACUCACAGCAGCAGCCAGGGUGUUUCAGGCGGCCCCAGUGGCAGCAUUGUGCCGUCUCUACCGGACCGCCAUCAUCAUUCGCUGGCGCAGUCGGGGGGCCCUGCCAUGUUGCCUCCUCGCCGCCCCAGCCAUGGCACGGAUUCAUUUAACCAGCCACCCAGCGCAUCUGGUCUGGGGCACCAUGGCCCAGCCGGCUUCAGCCCUAUCGUUGCCUUGGGCAGCACCCGUAGCAGCACGCCCUCUACCGGACCCCAAGGCUCGGCUACGGUCACGGCCUCAGCGUCAGGUGGCGGGCCCGCCGCAGCAUCCGGAGGUGCAGCGGGCGCAUCUGGGGGCGGCGCUCUGGACCAGAUGCACGCCAUGAUCGCGGCGUUUGGUCGGGACUUCAACGACAAACAGCUUGUCGUCCACGGCUUGAUUGGCAAGGGCGCCCACGGAACCGUGUACCGCGGCACGUGGCGCGGAUUAGAGGUGGCGGUCAAGUCUAUGAUCUUUGGGCCGGACAAUUCAACACGCCACCAGCAGCGGCCGCUCAUGGAGGCCGCAAUCAGCUCAAACCUGACGCACGCAAACAUUGUGACCACCUACUCGUACGAGCUGCGCGAGGUGCAGCACGAGCUGGCGUCCCUGUCCCCGGAGCUGUCACAACAGGGCGGCGGCUGGCGCCUGCUCAUCAUCCAGGAGUUCUGUGACGCGGGCCCGCUGCGCAGCCUGGUGGACUGCGGCUUCUUCCUCACGCCGCCCAAGCAGGCGUCGCCGCCACCUGCUCCGGCGCCCGCGCGUGCUAAGCGGAAGCUGCCAGGCAUGUCAUCACUGCUGCGCAAGGAGGCUUCCUCAGGCGCAAGUGCGCAUGCCGACAACGCCAGCGGGCAAGUCGCGAUGACGCCCAGCCGCGGCAGCAGCGGCAGCAGCGGCAAGGGGCGGGCCGUAGAGAGCGGAAGAACGUCCCCCGGAAGUGACCGGAGCAGCGGUGGCAACAAGGCAGGCGCUGAGGCCAGUCCGCAAGCUGGUGUCACUGUCCCUUCGGCGCCUGGCAAUGCCCCCACGGAUGCGACAGGGCACCACCAGCACGGCGGCACCCGGCCUCUGCUUGAGGACAUGCCUGCGGACGUGUCGGGCGGCCGGCCCGCCAGCUCGCUCCAGGCGGCCCUGCGCUACGUGGAGGCCGCGCUGCAGAUCGCACGUGGGCUGCAGCACAUCCAUGACAAAAACAUCGUGCACGGCGACCUGAACCCCAACAAUGUGCUGCUGGUGCGCGCGCCCGGCACGCCGCUUGGGUUCUGCCUCAAGGUGGCUGAUUUCGGGCUGUCAAUCCGCAUGGCUGAGGACGAGUCACACUUGUCCAACUUGUUCCAGGGCACGCCCUACUACUGUGCGCCCGAGGUCAUGCUUUCUGGCAAGAUCGGCAAAAGCGCAGACCUGUACUCUCUGGGCAUCAUGCUGUGGGAGCUGCAGAACGGCACGCGGCCGCCCUGGCGCAUGGGCGUGCGGCUGCGCACCUACCCCUCGCUCAACACGGGCGAGCUGGAGUUUGGACCCGACACGCCGCCGCGGUACGCACGCCUGGCGCGGGAGUGCUUCUCCAGCUCGAAAGAAGCGCGGCCCAUUAUCACGGUGGUAGUCACAACACUGAAUAGCAUUAAAACCGAGCUUGAGGCGCUGCCCCAUUCAUGAAUCUUUGGCAGAACGCAACGCCUGGAUUACCGUAGCUGGUUGGGAUUGCGCGAUCGUGGUCCCCUAAUGCUGGCAAACGCAAUGAGAUUCCAUCCGUGGCGGCCGCAUCUCGUGCACUUGUUAAGUGUGAUACUGGUGGGAUUGAUAUGAUGUUUUGGUAUGUCAUACCGGUAGUGUGCGCUAGUGCACCGGUACGGUCGCUCAUCCACCUGCCUUGAGGCGCCUCCAUUCAUGGAUCAAGUACCGCCGGCAGCAAAGAAUGCCUUAUCCGGAUUUGCUUAGCCUUGGAUACCACGUUUUUGUUCGCUCAGUGCUCAGUGCUCAGUAAGGCAGGCUCAGUGCAGUAGGCUCAGUGCUCAGUGACGGUGCUUCAGUGUGGAAGGCUCAGUGCUCAGUAGUUGCUGGGGGUGCGAUGCGACAGUGAUGGUGGCUCAGUGGGGUAGGCUCAGUGCUCAGUGACAGGGGCUCAGUGUGGAAGGCUCAGUAAGGCAGGCUCAAUGGCUCAGUGCUCAUUGAGGUAGGCUCAGUGCUCAGUGACAGGGGGCUCAGUGUGCAAGGCUCAGUGGCUCAGUGACAAGGGGAUCAGUGGCUCUGUGGGGUAGGCUCAGUGGCUCAGUGCUCAGUGGGGUAGGCUCAGUGGCUCAGUGCUCAGUGGGGCAGGCUCAGUGGCUCAGUGCUCAGUGGGCCAGGCUCAGUGGCUCAGUGCUCAGUGGGGUAGGCUCAGUGGGGCAGGCUCAGUGGCUCAGUGCUCAGUCAGGCAGGCUCAGUGGCUCAGUGGCCCGAAACACCCCGGUCCGUGCGUGCGUGCGCGUGCGUCGGCAAAACAUAGCAUACCGGCGGCGGCGGGGCCGGGCUGAGAGCCUGAACGGCGCUAGCAGGGCGUGGGGCUGAGGGUGCACGUGUCGAUCGAUUGGCGGCGAGUGACGUGACUAGUUUGUUAACUGCGGGUUAGCACGGACUGUGCACCCCACCCAACCGGCCACGUCCGGAUUUGCGGGGAUGCCCAAGGCCCCCAACAUAGUAGGCGCCCGCGUCAAGGUGGCUGGGUUGAUAACGACCCGGGAGGGGAGGGCUCAGCCCUUUUCCUGCCUCCCCAAGGCAGCCACCUCCUUGUUGUUCGCUCACACUUACUGCCGACCUCCGCUUGGCCAAGUUCCUCCGAGACUGGCAUGAACUGUCACCCGCCAUAACGUGAUAGUGAUGGGGAGCUGGCUGGUGCCCCUGGUGACAGCUUCCUUGCAAGUGGUUUGGUUGUGGAUGCACAGGUCGAUGUAGCUGGUGAGUGACGAGUCAUACACUCAUACAUGCCAUUUGGUGCCGUUUAUGCUGCUGGUGCUUCCAAACCAGAUGGCCAGUCCUGGUGUUUGAUACCAGUAUGAUGCAGAUUCAAGCAUUUGUCUGCAAUGCCGCGGCUGCUGUUGGGGGCCUGUGCCCGUGGCCUGUGCCCCAUACUAUGACUGCCGUUGGCUAAACCUUCGGCGGUCGGUGCAGAUUGUGCAGAUGCGGAACACUGUUAGGGUCUUGCAGCCGGGCGCGUCACGGCUACCGUAC